GCGGGCGCGCAGGGGGCCCGAGGCGGCGGUGCGGCCGCGGCCAUGUCCCGCCGGGGGCCCGCGCAGGUGUCGGGCAGCCUCCGGCAGAAGGCGGUGCCGGGCACGGCCCCGUCGGAGCUGCAGGAGCUGCAGAGCCGCACGGAGCGCGCCGAGCGGCGGCUGCUGGCCUGCGAGAACCUGGUCGGGGAGCUGGGCAGCGGCCUGGCCGCCCUGGGCACCGUCCUGCAGGGCUAUGGGCAGCUGCAGCAGCGCCUGCUCAACCUGGAGAACCUCCUCAAGAACAGGAACUUCUGGAUCCUGCGCCUGCCCCCCAGCUCCAGGGGGGAGAUCCCCAAGGUGCCGCUCACCUUCGAUGAUAUCUCGGUGUAUUUCAAUGAGCUGGAGUGGGAGAGGCUGGAGCGCUGGCAGAAGGAUCUGUACAGGGCCGUGAUGAGGGGCAACUACGAGACCUUGGUGUCCCUGGACUACGCCGUGUCCAAGCCCGACAUCCUGUCCUGGAUAGAGAGGGAUGAAGAGCUCAGUGACAAAGAGGGUCAGGAGCCCCCAUGGACACAGUCUGGGGAUGGUCAGGAGCCCCCCUGGGCAGCAGAAGAGAUGGACAAGGCAGAUGAGGCUCCAGGAGAUGAAAUCCCCAUGGAAGCUGGCCCAGGUGGGUGCCAGGAGGAGGUGGCUGUUCCUGGAGAUCUCGCCUUUGUUAGGAAGGAAGUGCUCACUCCAUGGAUUAAAGCACCCAGGAACACCGUGAAUCUUCAUUCCAAGAGGAAUGGUUGUGCUUGGUCGGAUGAAUCCCACAGAGAAAAGCAGUCAAAGCCUUCAGGAGGGUCUGGAGCAGUGGGAAAGGCCUCCUGUAAGACUGGGGCUUCCAGAGACAUUCCUGCCUGCUGUGGAGGGACAGGAAACGUGCUGGAAAAUGGUGCCAAGUCCAAGCCCAACGGCCGGACCUGCAUCAAGAGGGAUAAAGAGCCCAGCAACAAAAAGGGUCUGGAACCCUCAUGGACACAGAACGGGAACAGCCAGAAAGCCCCACAGAUACAGACUGGGAAUAGUCAGGAACCCACAGAGACACAGAUUGGGAACAGCCCAAAAUCCCCACGGACACGGAGUGGGAACAGCCAGAAAACUUCACAGACACAGACUGGGGACAGCCAGAACCCCCCACAGACACAGAUUAGGGACAGCCCAAAAUCCUCAUGGACACGGAGUGGGAACAGCCAGAAAACCCCACAGACACAGACUGGGGACAGCCAGAACACCCCACAGACGCAGAUUAGGGACAGCCCAAAGUCUUCAUGGACACGGAGUGGGAACAGUCAAAAAACCCUACAGACACAGACUGAGGACAGCCAGAAUACCUCAUGGACACGGAGUGGGAACAGCCAGAAAACCCUACAGACACAGACUGAGGACAGCCAGAAUACCCCAUGGACAUGGAGUGGGAACAGCCAGAACUCCCCGCAGACACAGACUGGGGACAGCCCAAAGUCCUCAUGGACACGGAGUGGGAACAGCCAGAAAACCCUACAGACACAGACUGAGGACAGCCAGGAUACCCCCUGGACACGGAGUGGCAACAGCCCAAAGUCCCCAAGGACACAGACUGGGAACAGCCCAAAGUCCCCAAGGACACAGAGUGGGAACAGUCCGAAGUCCCCACGGACACAGAGUGGGAGCAGCCCAAAACUGCGGACACAGAUUGGGAACAGCCUGAAGUCUCCACAGGCACACACUGAGGACAGCCAGACACUGCCUCAGACACAGAUUGGGGACAGUCAGAAUCCCCUCCAGACAGGUGUCCCCAACAAUCAGAAGCCCCUACGGAAACCAGAAGAGAUAAAGCAGCAGGAAGAGGCUCUGGGAGAGGAUCCCAUGCCCACGGAAGCUGGCCCAGAAUUCCCCAUCCUGAUGGUGAACGUGAUGACCCUGGGGGACCAUCAGCCAGGGAUGGUGGCAGAGGAGGACCCAGAGAUGGAGGAUGACCCUGCAGAGUCUGACACUGAGGAAGCCUCACCCAUGGAAGAUGAAACACUGUGCGAAGGGGCUUCUCCCGAGGACAUCAAGGUGAAGGAAGAGGAGCCUGAGCUGCUGGCAGAGGAAUCCACACCCUCUCCCAGCUCAGAGAUCCAGAAAUGUCCCAAAAACGAGCUGGUGAAAGCCAAGAGCAAGAAGAAGCCGAGCCGGUGCGAGACCAGCAGCCUCCUGAUGGGGAACUGCCGGCGCGGGUACGUGCGGGAAUGGUGCCACCCCUGCACCGAGUGCGGCAAGCGCUUCCGCCUCAAGAUCAACCUCAUCAUCCACCAGCGCAGCCACGCCAAGGAGGGGCCCUACGAGUGCCCCGUCUGCGAGAUCGGCUUCAGCACCAAGCGGCACCUGGAGCUGCACCGCAGCAUCCACGUCAAGGACAGAGCCUUCGGAGCCAAGGUCUGGGGCAACGUGCACCCCGAGCUGCGCAUCCGCCCGCGCAGGGAGCCGUGCGGCGGCACCCAAGGGCUGGCCAGUGCUGGCCACGCUGGGGGAGCCUGCCUGGGCCAGCCCAAGGAGGAGCCAGACAGAGAGGGCUUGUCCAGCUCCGGGUUUGUGCGGCCGCCCAAUUCCAGGCUGAAGUGCCCCUACUGCAAGAAGUUCCUGUCCUGCUCCGUGUCGCUGCGGCGGCACCUCCAGACCCACGCGCGGGAGCGGCCCUACUGCUGCAGCUCCUGCAACAAGUGCUUCACCCGCAGCAAUCACCUGCUGCGCCACAAGAAGAUCCACGAGCGAGCUCUGGCUGCGCUGCAGUGCCAGGCCAGAGCCCAGCCCCCUGCUGCUGUCCCGGCAUCCCUGCAGCACAGGGCUCCUGAGGCUGACAGGAGCCUUUCCCAAGGGAACAGCAGCCCUCAGGCUGCCAAACCGAGCCUGCCCAACGUGCUGCUGCUGGGAGCCACACCACUGGGCGAAGGCUCCUCGCUCCCUGACUGCAUCAGGAAAGCUGUGCAGCCUGUGGUCCAGCUGGGAUCGAGGGCAGUGGCUUCAGAGAUGACCCUGGGACAGCUCUGAGCUGUGCAUGUCCCUGGAGAGAAGCUGCGAGUUUGUUGGGUUUGCACCUGGUGGGACACCGGGACUGGGAAUCUGCUGCGUUUUAGGAGCUUCCUGGAUGGUAGAAAGAAUGGGAAGCUUGGAGACCACAACAGAGAACAAACUGCAGAAGCCUCCAGUGAUCCAUAAUGCUUCACCAUUCCACUGACUUGUUCCUGUUGGCUGAUGUUUGGCUUUUCCUAAGCUGACAUUCCUGGGAGAUGACCAGGUGAGUCCUGGUCAAACAGGAGCAGAGCUUUCGCAUUCCUUGAUGUUGGAGCAUUCGGGAACACAAGAGUGCAGGGAGAAGGGAAAGGAGCUGGCAGCAUUCCCAAGCAGCCCUUUGCUCCAUGAACCAAGCUUCCUGAGACACCAGAUGAAAAGUAACAUCUCUGAGGCCCCACCACGUCAUGGCCACCCUUGCCACCCCCACCCUGGGGAGAUCAGCCAACACCCCCUCCAGCAGUCUGGGAACACUGAAGCUUUGCACUGGAAAACCAAACCCCAAUAUUCUAUGCUGGCAUAUUCCAGAGAGGCUACAGGCACCCUUGGGGCCAUCCGGCAUGGGUGCAGAGUGAUUUUAGGAAUACUUGACAGCCAGCUCCACGCUGCAGCAGCACCCCUGAUCCUCAUGGAUCAGCCUGCACAGAGCAGCCCCUCAGCUCUGGAGGAAACUCCCAAGCUCCCAACUGCAGCUCAUCUCCUUUUGCCCAAAACCCCACCAUAAUGAAUCCUAUGGGAAGACAGUUCUGCAGCUACCUCAGUCGGGGAGAGGGGGACCUGCCCGGAGGCAGCCAGUGUCCCCAGAGCCACCAGAGCAGUGUCCUGGCCAGAGCCCCACGUGCUGGGUGUGCACAGGGAGCUCGUCCCACCUGGAGCCAUCGCCACACCGACCCAAUGGAGCAGCUGCUGGGACUCUUGCAUUUAGUUCUGCAAGUUUUUUUUGUUUUCUUUGAGUUGUUUGAUGUAAUUAUUUGAUAUCCUGAGGUCUUUGUCCCACUCUGAGCAGUGAACACUGGUAGGCUUUUCCCAUCUUUCAUUGUGAGUCACUCCUGAGGUGUGAUGGUGCUGCUAUGGGAAGCUUUGGGAGCUGAGGGAACACCUGUGCUACAUCCAGGUGUGAUCCUCAGCCACCUCCUGCUCCAUGGGACGGACAGCAGUGUCCAGGCUGCUCCCUGGGAACACACAUGAUAUCCCACUGCUCCUCUGGCUGGUGUCUCACAAUUCCUGCCCCUGGGAUUGCAGUGUGGAGCACUCCCAGACAUCAGCAGGAGCUGGGAGGGGGUGCCAGUGGCAGACAGGGGGGCGGUUGAUGCCUUGUGGACAUCCCUGCCCAGAUCCAAGAGAUCCAAGUGCUCCCCACGUGAUCCCAGGGGCCUGGCUGAGCUGCUGUUGCCAGUGGGUGAAUCCCCCCAGGCCAGCAGAAGGGCAGCAGCCCCAGCCUGGCAUCUGCUGUGACUGGGAGCAGCAAUUUCUAUGACAUUCCCAAUCCCUUUCUCAGGCUGUGGAAUCAAUAAAGUAUUUGUCUCUA
Messenger RNA from Oenanthe melanoleuca, 4579 nucleotides. RefSeq names its product zinc finger protein 777-like. The transcript has 7 exons. NCBI's taxonomy places the organism in Eukaryota, Metazoa, Chordata, Aves, Passeriformes, Muscicapidae. The record is from RefSeq and is a predicted model, not a curated record. Bases 43 to 3030 code for a protein of 995 amino acids. Gene Ontology annotation, biological process: regulation of DNA-templated transcription.